Molecule: messenger RNA, 6476 nt
Organism: Physella acuta
Lineage: Eukaryota; Metazoa; Mollusca; Gastropoda; Physidae
Product: small conductance calcium-activated potassium channel protein 2-like
Biological process (GO): potassium ion transport
Cellular component (GO): membrane
Molecular function (GO): small conductance calcium-activated potassium channel activity; calmodulin binding
Source: RefSeq, a predicted model, not a curated record
UCAGCGAGGAGGCGCCAUGCAAGCAUCGAUCAGCGAGCAAGACGAGUAAAUACCCAGGCACGACACAACAGCGGCACGAUGCCAGUAGACACAAGUACUACAUUUCUAGAGCUACAGCCGACUGGGAGAAACUUGUUGACAACCAUGAGGAGAGGACACGAUAUGCCAUGGAGCCUCAUCUCACAGCUGAUUGCCCCGUGACGUACCUGCCCGACGUUCAUGUCAACAUAGGGGGCAGUGCCGUCAACAACGCGUUCAUCACCAGCUGUAUCCCACAGAGCGCCUCCUGCACCAACAACUCUUUCACCCCUGAAGCGAAUGAUGGUCGAGUCAACAAGGGAUACACCUCGCCUGAUAUCGAACUCCAGAGCUACGCGUCUUACUCGGAUAUCCAACCCAGCCCGGAGGAAUAUUCCCACCAACAGUUCCAGAUCGGUCCUGCCCGUGGUCAGAUGUUCCAGAGACACUCCCCAGAGUGGAAGCUGAGGAACAUGGGCCCGAGCUACGAACUCGCCUCCACCAGCACCGACCCGGUGCCCACGUUUAACGUCGUGUCUAAGUCGGAGCUGAACCUGCGAGCGUCCAACAUCUCCCGGGGACGGUCGCCGUACUUCUCCUCCCAGAAAGACAAGGCCCGGGCUAACAGUGAGGAGGACACCGGUCGGGCCUACAGUGACGACGGUGGUAAACACAAUGCUCACACUCUGUCUGACAUAGGGGCUGAUUACAUGCGUGUUAAUGGCGCUAUCGGAUCUUUCAAGCAGCUCCAGAAACCAACAUCCAUGCAGAGUUUACCGACUUCCUCCAAGCUCAGCUACACGGAGGAGGCCGGGUUCGCUUUGGUGGGAGGAGGGUCGGAGUUUCACAAGUUUAACGAGGAGAGACUGCAGCAGCAGAAGAACAGACAGAAGCCCAGUGUUGGAUACAGGCUAGGCAAGCGACGGGCGCUGUACCAGAAACGGAAAAAAAUCUCGGACUACUGUCUAGUUUUUGGCAUGUUCGGUAUCGCCAUCAUGGUUCUGGAGACAGAGUUGAACAUGGCUGGAGUUUACUCGAAGUCGAGCUUCUACUCCAAGACCCUCAAGUCGCUGAUCACAAUCUCAACAGUGGUUUUGUUAGGCUUGAUCUUAGCUUACCAUACCUUGGAGAUACAGCUGUUUGCAAUCGACAACUGCGUGGAAGACUGGAAGAUCGCCAUCUCAUGGCGCCGGGCCCUGCAGCUUCUGGUCGAGUUUAUCGUCUGCGCCGUCCACCCCGUCCCCGGCGACAUGACCUUCGUCUGGUCCGGCAUCUUGGCCGAGAACGGGGAGAAGUUCAACAGCACGGUGUCCAUAGACGUGGUGUUAUCCGUCCCGAUGUUCCUCAGACUGUACCUUAUCUGCCGGGUCAUGCUGCUCCAUAGCAAGCUCUUCACUGACGCCUCCUCUAGGAGCAUCGGGGCGCUGAACCGUAUCCACUUCGAUACGAAGUUUGUGUUGAAAACUUUGAUGACAAUCUGCCCGGGGACGGUGCUGCUGGUUUUUAUGUUAAGUCUGUGGAUUAUAGCUGGCUGGUUGGUGCGGGCGUGUGAGAGGCACCACGAAGACAGGCACGCGAAUAUCCUCAACUCCAUGUGGAUGAUCGCCAUUACGUUCCUGUCCAUUGGAUACGGGGACAUUGUCCCUAACACCUACUGUGGUCGGGGGGUCGCCAUAUCCGUUGGUGUCAUGGGUUCAGGGUGCACGGCGCUGGUUGUGGCUGUGAUUGCCAGGAAACUGGAGCUGAGCCGGGCAGAGAAACACGUCCAUUACUUUAUGAUGGACACCCAGUUGACCAAACGGCUAAAGAACGCCGCCGCCAACGUACUGCGGGAGACGUGGCUCAUCUACCGCUACACCAAACUCGUCAAGAAAGUCAACGUCAGCAAAGUGCGCUCACACCAACGCAAAUUUUUACAGGCUAUUCACAGUUUGCGGAGAGUGAAGAUGGACCAAAGAAAACUGACGGAGAAUCAGAGCACGUUAGUGGACAUGGCCAAGAGCAUGGGUCACGCGGGUAUUCUACCCAACCCCAGUGUGUAUAUCUCCAUACCUCACGUCAUUUUCCAACAGACGCAGACAAACAUCCACGAGCUGGUGGUAGAGAUGCACAGCAACCAGACGGCCAUGGAGAAGCGGGUCACCAAAAUAGAGGAGAAACUCUCUCAGCUACAGGUCCACCUUGACACACUACCUGAGCUGAUCGCCAGCACUAUUGCAAGCGUCCAGCAGAGGCAGGAGGCCACAGACAUGCGCAUUCCUUUAACCCGACCCCUGGCGGACUUCACCGGGCUGAGACGGAGCACGAACCCCCGGCAGCGGCGGCCCUUUCAGCAACAGUUCUCCCUGCGCGAGAUGCCCCUGUACGACCGGACCGGUCAGGACACCAGCGACCAAAUCACGGCUGACCAGGACUCGGUGGCGUAGCCCGACCCCCCCGGGCUCCGGCCCUUCACCUGAUGCUCGACCCGUGGCUCCAGAACACGCUCGUCCCUGAUGACGUCACAGCACCGGUGUCACUGUGACGUCACAAGACGAAUACGUGUUCUGUGAAAUCCCGUAUCUGUUUUGCUGUGAAUGUCAGAAAUCGUCGCUAUGACGACGGUUUCCGUGUGACGUCAGAAGACCAACGCAUGUGCUGUGACGUCACAAGGCCAGCAUUUGUUUCGCAGUGGGCGGGCAGACAGGCAGACAUCUCGUUAUAAAUUAAUUAAAUUCCCGCACUGAUCAUGGGAGAAAAAUCUUCAAUCCAAAGGAAGCAACUCCUGGUUUAUAUAGCCUAAUUUGUUUUCACUUCAGUGUUGGAAUCUGUUGGAUUACCUCCCCGUCGCCCAACAAAGAACACCAUUAGAGCAGCGAUCAACAACCAAAAAAUCAACGCCAGUUAAAAUAGAGAUGUGACGUAAGGGUGUCGUUGCCCUGUGUGACGUUCAGAUAGGGAUCAGGGAUUGGUCGCCAUAGCAACGGCUGUGUGAUAUCAGCGUCGUCAAGGUGACGGCAGUGUGAUAGCAGAGGUCGUCAUGGUAACGGGUGUGUGAUAACCGUGAAACAGCAUACUCUGUCCGUCACUAACUCGGUGAAGUGCAGCAAACGGGCUCGGAUUGUUUCACCCAACAUCUGUAUGGCUAUAUGUGGAUGUGUCACGUUGCUGCAUGUCUGUCACACACCUCUGACGUCAUCCAUGUCACGUGACUGCUUCCAUCCAUCUUCAGGUUCCUCGGCUUAACGGUUUUUUACUCGUCGAAAAAAAAAAAUAUUUGCGGGAGUUUAUCCCAGUAUGUGUACACAUUUAAUCCUUCUUAUUUCUACACGAAUCACCAAAGAUUGGAAGUGAGAAAUUAACCCUGUACAAAACAUAGACAGUCGUGCCCAAAUGCUAAACAUGAAUGAACUGAUCACAACUCACCAAAGACCGGACCUCGCCCUCCUGCCCGCCCUCAGACAUGAGCCAACUCUCUGCCAAUCGAUACCGACAAAAACACAUUCCUUUUUUUCUCUCUCUCAGCCCGGGGGUCGCUGUCCAUCACUGUGGCUGUCCUCGCUAGCCAACAGCUGUCCUGUGUGUCGCCAGACAGCAACGUUUUAAUGUUCCCUGGGUGGUCGUUUCCUUAAGGUCACCAGGCUGUAGUGUCCCUAAGCUCAGCGACUGGCAUUGUGCCCAAGUUAAACAACUAGCUAUAAUGGCUACCAGCUAGCUAGUCCCUAAGGUCAGCAGCUAGCUGUGCCCCUCAGGUCAGCAGGCUGCGGUUUCGUUAAGGUCAGAGGGUAGCUCUGCCCAUAGGGGCACCAGGCUACAUUGUCCUUAAGGUCAGCAGCUAGCUGUACCUUUAAGGUCAGCAGCUAGCUAUGCCCAUAAGGUCAGCAGCUAGCUGUACCUUUAAGGUCAGCAGCUAGCUAUGCCCAUAAGGUCAGCAGCUAGCUAUGCCCAUAAGGUCAGCAGCUGACAAUGUGCCAAAGUCAACCAGUUAGCUAUUUUGACCACUAUCUAGAAAUGUCCCUAAGGUCACAACCAAUGUCCCUAAGGUCACAACCAAUGUCCUGAAGGUCACUAGUAAUGUCCCUAAGGUCACUAGUAAUGUCCCUAAGGUCACUAGUAAUGUCCCUAAGGUCACUAGUAAUGUCCCUUAGGUCAUUAGUAAUGUCCCUAAGGUCACAACCAAUGUCCCUAAGGUCACUAGUAAUGUCCCUAAGGUCACAACCAAUGUCCCUAAGGUCACUAGUAAUGUCCCUAAGGUCACAACCAAUGUCCCCAAGCUAGCGACGCGCCUGUGAACCCACCAUCAGAUAUUUGCCUUGUGUAUAGAAUUAUCGCUCCAUGUUGAUGCAACGUCAUACAGUGUAAACAUGAAAAGAUGUUUUUUUGUUUUAUGUUUCUUCUUUGACACCAAAUGAAUGGCAUUUAACCCCAUCGACACGAGUGCGUUCAAUGAAUAAUUCAAUGUCGUGGCUGCGUUUUGUAGCGCCAACUCUUUGACCUUUAACCCGCCACUCGUUUCAUCAUCUUAAUAGAUUCAUAAUGAAAGGUCAUGUAUAAACAUCUAUUUCAGCCCUCCCCCUUCCCUUUUACAUUCAGUGUUGAUUAAAGACAUAAAAACGAGUCUAUUUAAGUAGGUCACCAUAUGCUGGUUACAUCGUGUAAGUAGGUCAUUAGCAAUUUGUUACAUAUUAAAGUAGGGCACCUAAGUUUUUACAUUAUAUAAGUAGGUCAUCAUCAGUUGGUUACAUUGUAAAAAUAGGCCAUCUUGAUUUUAACGCAAAGUAAGUAGGUCAUUAUCAGCUGAUUACACAAUGUAAUUAGGUCACUGUAUUUUGAAAAACUAGGGUACCCUUAAAUCAUCCUCAAAGUUGCCUUGGGGCAACUAAAAUUAUCGCUACCUAAAUAAGAUCAUCAAUUGAAUUUAAACAUCUUCAUAGAAUUAGAUCUUUAGCAUAUUACAUGUCUUUGGGAUGAUGGGUAAUAUUUGCUUUCUAUGGCCAAUUGAUGGGCGAUAUUUACUGUCUUAGACAAUCUGACAGACGUUGUCUUACAGAGCUGCCCCAGAUGACAGGCUUCAUGUCAUAUGACGUCAUGAAAGUCAUUGCUGACCAGGUGUAGUGGACCUCUAACUUUAAUUAUAUUUACAUCACCACUUUGGGAAAACUGUAAUUUAUGUCUAAAACAUCUGUAAAUGUUUGCUAAUUAAUUGAUAGAAGUAGGUUCGGGAUGUUAAUAAGUGUGCAUUAAUUUCUUGCCAGCAGGCGCCCCUGGGUGGGGGUUUGACAUGGUCAGACUGUUGGAUGUGGGUGUUGAGAGACGUUGUUGUGGCUACAAUACAAGUCGCUACUGUUGUUUAGUUACCAUAGUUACCAAUGCCUUUAGUGUACAUUACUCGUUAGCUACACCGAUUAGCUGAAACUUCAUGCAUAGCUGUGAUCGCCUGUCCUGUCUCUAUGUUCAAGUGUGUACAUCAAAAUUUGAUACAUGUGUACAUCAGUUGUAAAAAAAUUGAUAUUUGAUGGAUUUAGUCUUACAUGAAUAAUGUACUUUGUCUUAACUUAAUAUUCAGUGGUUUAAUGUACACACGUAACUCGCCGGGCUUUGUGAUAUAAAUAAAAAUAUUAAUUCCUCUAUGGUAUCUUUCAAACAGCUCGUGUCAUACUAGUUAGUUUAUUAGAGAUAAUUAGACACGUUAAUUAGACACGCCGGGGUGUACAUGCUCAUUAUGUAUGUGGGUAGUUUUGAUAAUUUCAUGAAUACUAGUACAUAUAUGCUAGUUUUGGAUAGUAUUGAUAAUGUGUUCGUGAACACUGCUAGAUAUAUGCUUGUUAUAUAUCUAGAUAGUGUUAUAACUAUGAACACUAGAUAUAUGCUUGUGUUGGGAUAGUAUUGGUAUGUUCGUGAACAGAUAAUUAUGUUCUUUAGUAUGACAUUUAUUAAGGCGGAGGUUCUCGCUAUACAUAUAUGUACAUACAACUUUUACAUAUAUGUACACAGACGUUUUACAUAAAGCUUUUACACGUAACUUUUAACACUAAAUUUAAUUAAUAAUUAAUAUGGACACAAGCCUUUACUAAGUCAUGUUUACACGGUGUUUUUUUAACUGCAGGUACUGGAAUACACUUUUUAAAUAAAACUACACGAAAUGAUUAUUAAUAGUUUAUCACUUUACCGAUAGGCCUACAAAUUUCUUGUGCAGGAUAAAUUUAAGAGCUGUUUUUAACAGUGCUGUUGCAAAUAAUUUUUACAAAGUACUUACACAAGUUAAGUGUAUUAAGUACUUUUACAGAUUAAUUGUAUUGAGUACUUGUACAAAUUAAUUGUAUUAAGUAAUUGUAUUGAGCUAAUAUGUACACUAAAAAGUUUACUAAAAUAUGAACACAAAAACUGUACACGCCAUGUACACAAAGCUUUUACAUACGUACACUGAAUUUUGUAUCCUGAACUGUUCAAUAAAAUCUGUUGUUCUAUUUUCGACGAAU